UCCGCCAACUGGUCCAGAGUUUUUCCAUCCAAAAGAAAAAAGAACAUUCUGGGUCGGAGGCCCGUCCGCGUCGUAACCCCCUCCGCCUCCGCCCCGGCCAAUCUCCCAACCGACACGCGAAGCAGAGCCAGCAGCCCCGCCAGACUCUCCCUCCGGCGACCCCGGCGAUCUACUUCCCCGGCGACGGCCGCCGCGUCUCCAGCCGCCGCGCUCUCUUCCCACCGUGCCUUUAUUGGCUAUCAACUAUAAAGUUUGUAGUGGUUUCUGGUGUUCUUCGCAAAAUGGUGAAGCUGACAAUGAUAGCGCGUGUCACUGAUGGCCUUCCGCUGGCAGAAGGGCUGGAUGACGGGCGUGAUCAGAAGGAUUCUGAUUUCUACAAGCAGCAAGCUAAACUUCUUUUCAAGAACUUGUCAAAGGGGCAACAUGAAGCCUCACGGAUGUCAAUUGAGACCGGAUCAUACUUUUUCCAUUACAUCAUUGAAGGCCGAGUAUGCUAUCUAACAAUGUGCGACCGUUCUUAUCCAAAGAAACUUGCAUUCCAGUACUUGGAAGAUCUGAAAAAUGAAUUCGAGAGGGUCAAUGGGAGUCAAAUUGAAACUGCUGCAAGGCCUUACGCUUUCAUUAAGUUCGAUACAUACAUACAGAAGACUAAGAAACUGUAUUUGGAUACCAGAACCCAGAGGAACAUUGCGAAAUUGAACGAUGAGCUCUAUGAGGUGCAUCAAAUCAUGACUCGCAAUGUUCAAGAAGUUCUUGGUGUCGGUGAAAAGCUAGAUCAGGUUAGUGAAAUGUCAAGUAGGUUGACAUCUGACACGAGAAUCUAUGCUGAUAAGGCAAAGGAUCUCAAUCGCCAGGCCUUCAUUCGGAAGUAUGCUCCCGUUGCCAUUGUGAUUGGGGUUGUAAUAAUACUGUUCUGGGCCAAGAACAAGAUAUGGUGAUUCCACUAAAAAGGAAGGCCGGCCUGUGUUAUAACACUGGAGAAAGAAAUUGUGGAUCAAGCGAUGCUUCGAUGACUUGUAUCCCGUAUCUGCCCGUUCAAGCGAGUAAUUUGAAGCUACCUUUACACCUCCUUACAAGCAGCUAUUGAAGUGAACGAAUUCGUUGGUUGUAGUAUAGACCAUAUGGCGGACUUGAUUUUGUGAACCCUGGGAACCGUACAUACAAGAGCUCUGUAGAGUCGAGUUUUGGAUAUCGGGAUCGAUUUAUAUUUUGUCGUGUCAACUCAUGUAAGAAUUCAGGCUGAUGAAACUAUACAGUACUCCAUCGCUCCCCUUGACUGCAUAAUAUGGCAUGUUCGACAGCA
Aegilops tauschii subsp. strangulata is the source of this 1303-nucleotide messenger RNA. RefSeq names its product 25.3 kDa vesicle transport protein SEC22-1. Gene Ontology annotation, molecular function: SNAP receptor activity. The record is from RefSeq and is a predicted model, not a curated record. Lineage: Eukaryota; Viridiplantae; Streptophyta; Magnoliopsida; Poales; Poaceae. Gene Ontology annotation, biological process: endoplasmic reticulum to Golgi vesicle-mediated transport; retrograde vesicle-mediated transport, Golgi to endoplasmic reticulum.